AAGUUAGUUGUCAAACGAACGACGAGACGAGUUUGUUUUGUAAUUUUCUCAAAUAAAAUAAACUUUUUACGUAGAUUACCUACAUAAAUUCUGAGCCUAUAUCAGAAUUAUAUAAAUAUCUACUAAGUUUCGUGUUCAAUCCAGGAUGGACCAACUGCGAUUCGACGGACGUGUAGCAGUCGUGACCGGUGCCGGAGGAGGUUUGGGCAGGGCGUACGCUCUGCUGUUGGCCUCUAGAGGUGCUAAAGUGGUUGUGAAUGACCUCGGAUCCGCCAGAGAUGGCUCCGGCAAAUCUAACUUUGCCGACGCCGUUGUUAAGGAAAUUAAGGACAAAGGUGGAGUGGCAGUAGCCGAUUACAACUCUGUUGUGGAAGGAGAAAAGAUCAUCAAAACAGCUAUUGACAACUUUGGCCGAAUUGAUAUCCUCAUCAAUAACGCUGGCAUCCUCCGUGAUAAGAGUUUCCUUAAACUGCCAGAGCAGGACUGGGACCUUAUCCACGCUGUUCACUUGAAAGGAGCAUACAAGACCACACACGCAGCAUGGGACUACUUCAGGAAACAGAAGUAUGGACGGAUCAUCAUGACUUCCAGCAAUGCUGGUAUCUACGGCAACUUCGGCCAGAGCAACUACAGCGCUGCCAAGAUGGGUCUGGUGGGUUUCGCCAACACCUUAGCUUUGGAGGGGGACAAAUACAACAUCAAGGUGAACACGAUCGUCCCGACCGCCGCGUCUCGGCUCACAGAGGACAUUCUCCCCCCUGAAAUGUUCCAGGCCAUGAAGCCAGAGCUCAUCGCUCCUGUUGUGGCGUACAUGGUCCACGAGUCGUUCGAAGGCAACGGCAGCGUCAUCGACUCCACCCUGGGUUAUGCCAGCAAGCUGCACUACGUGCGAUCAGUCGGCACCCCUCUUAAGAAAACGCCCUCCGAUGCCGUCACUAUCGAGUCGGUCAAACAGUUCUGGCCACAGGUCGUGGACAUGAAAAACGCAACUCACUUGGACAAAAUCGCCGAAGUCACGAUCGAUCUGGCUGAAAAGUUACAGGACUUCGAAGAUCGCGCUAAAAUGGAUGGCGGCAAGAAUGUCUACAGAUCCGAGUACAGCUACGACUCGAAAGAUCUGGCGUUGUAUGCUCUCGGAGUCGGCGCGUCUGUCAAGAACCCCACCGACCUGAAGUUCUUAUACGAGAGCCACGAGAGUUUCUCAGCGCUGCCCAGCUACUUCAUCUUAGCCGGCAUGUGUAUGGAGGCGCCUCUCGUGCCCGCUGCCAUGCCGCCUGGAAAGCACGCUGACUUUACCAACAUCCUUCACGGCGAGCAAUUCAUCGAGUACGUGGAUGAUUUCCCCGGCACCGAAGGCACCUUCCAGAUCAGAUCCUACGUGGUUGAUUUGCUGGACAAGGGCUCGAGUGCCGUAGCUAUCGUUAACAGCGAGCUCUACCAGAACAAGAAAAUGGUCGCUCGCACCCAACAGCACAUCUUCGUGGUGGGCCAGGGCGGCUUCGGAGGCCCGCGCAAGAGUGCCCUAGCUGUCGACGUGCAGGCGCCGCCCAAACGCGCUCCUGAUGCGGUCGUAGAACAACGCACUGCUGAGGACCAGGCGGCUCUUUACAGGUUGUCUGGAGACUACAACCCUCUGCACAUUGACCCGAACGUUGCUGUUGCAAGCGGUUACGAGAAGCCGAUUCUUCACGGACUCGCUUCUCUUGGAUUCUCCGUGAGGCACAUCUUGGCCAAAUACGCCGACAACGACUCUGGUAACGUGAAGGCGAUCAAAGUCCGCUUCGCCAAGCCAGUCAUGCCGGGACAGACGCUCGCCACCGAGAUGUGGUUGGAAGGCAAGAGGGUGCACUUCCAGACUAAGGUCAAGGAGUCUGGAAACGUCGUUAUUUCAGGCGCUUACGUCGACCUGAAGAAUGUCAGCAAGGUCCGUCCGUCGGCUGCGUCGGCCUCUGAACUGCAGAGCGACGGACUCUUCGCCAAGAUUAAGGAGGAGGUGGCCAAGAAUCCCGCCAAGGCAAAGAGCAUCAACGCGGUGUUCCUUUACAACAUCACGCAAGACGGCAAAACUGUCAAGCAGUGGACUCUCGACUUGAAAUCAGCCGAAGUCAAGGAGGGUGCGCCCAGCGGCAAAGCUGACACCACCAUGACUCUAUCAGACAGUGACUUAGUAGAGCUCGCGUCUGGCAAGCUCAGCCCACAAGUUGCCUUCAUGAAGGGAAGACUCAAGAUCACUGGCAACAUCAUGCUGGCGCAGAAACUGCAACCCCUACUCAAGACUGAGGCUAAACUAUAAGACUACACCACUUUAUAUCGUAUUCAUUAAGGUGAAAUGUAUAAAAGAGUAAUAUGUUGUCGCAUUUAGGACGAGUAUUAAAUACUUUAUGAAUGUUAUCAAUUUAUAUUUACAUAAAUGGGAUAUUAACAAACGUAUAGAGGGUUUAGGUAAUAUUUUUGAAUGAAUAUUUUAUCAAUGUUAUUUCCACUAUGAUAAGUAUUUUUUAUUUAUAAUAAAUUUUUUUACUAGUGUAUUGUUAUUUCCAGUGCAUCUAGGCUAGGUCAGAUGUAUGAGGUUUAUUUCGAUUCAUAUUCACAAAGCAAUACA
Molecule: messenger RNA, 2602 nt
Organism: Ostrinia furnacalis (Asian corn borer)
Lineage: Eukaryota; Metazoa; Arthropoda; Insecta; Lepidoptera; Crambidae
Product: peroxisomal multifunctional enzyme type 2
Exons: 15
Coding region: 146-2293 (715 amino acids)
Cellular component (GO): cytosol
Molecular function (GO): oxidoreductase activity
Source: RefSeq, a predicted model, not a curated record